AUGCGAGAGCACAGGCUCCAUGGGGGUACUACAACGGCCAUAGCAAGAGCAUGCAGUGAGAAGUAUGGGGUGAGGCAAGCAAUCCUGGAUUGUGUUUCCUGUGGGCGAGCCUCACCACCCAUUGUGCAAGACUAUUCCUGCCGCCAGCACGGUGUCGGUGACUGGACCCGCAGUGCAAGCACCAGAUCCGACUGCACCAACUCCAAGCGCAAAGGGGUGAUGCAUUUCUGCCGCCACUCGGUUGGAUUGAGAUGGGUGCAUCCUCAUGAUUUGAGCAUCAGUUUACGUCGAUGGAUUCUCAGUUUGCAUCGAAUUCUUCGUCAUGGAACAGCUCAGUGUCAAGAAUUGAGUGACUCUGGCUGUGGACUCUGGCCUUUUUGGACAUGUCGGGAGUCGGUGCAUUCCAAGGCCUCCGAUUUCAGUCGACAUGGGGGCCUCGUAUUAGUUGUUGAUGACAUGAAAUUCGAAAUUCGAACUUUGAACUUCGAAAUUCGAAAUGUGAAGUUCUCAUCCUUGGCGUGGACGCAUCACAACAAGGACUUCGUCUACAACCGUUAUCCAAAACCUACUAUGAACGAGAUUGAAGACGAAGGCACUGAGACAGAUUCAAACCUCUUCCAAGAAUUACAUUAUCACUUUCUGGGAACUGACCAAAGUCAAGAUAUACUGUGUUGGAGAGAUUCUGAACAUGCUGAAUGGUUUUCUCGUGCAGAGCUUACUUACGAUGGCCAGCCCAGGCAACAGACUCUACUACUACAAUCUUUCCACUUUGCCUCGAGGACUGGAAGGGCUGAGACAAAACUGAUUGAUAAGUUCGAUGCUCAGUAUGGGCUGGUUGCAAAUGAAGGAUCACUUUUCACCUUCUUGACCAACAAGGAUGCACCCAAGAAUAAAUUGACAAGGGUUAGUCUUGAUGAUCCAUCUUCUUGGAAGGAUGUGGUUCCAGAAUCGGAAAGUGAUGUCCUUACAUCAGCUGACCUGGUUAAUAGACAGCAGUUAGUCUUAUGCUAUAUGAAUGAUGUAAAACAUCAGCUUCAGAUGCAUGACCUUCAAAGCGGUCAUUUGCUUCAGAAAUUACCUCUUGAAAUUGGCUCAAUAUCCGAAAUUUCAAGUAGACCAGAAGAUGCUGAUUUCUUCUACAGUUUCACAAGCUUUCUCACCCCUGGAAUUAUCUACCGAUGCGAUUUCACUUCUGGAACUCCUGAUUUAUCAGUGCUGAAGGAGACUAAAAUUGCCAAUUGGGAUAGAUCAUUGUUUGAGAUUCGCCAGGAAUUUGCGACAAGCAAGGAUGAGACUAGAGUGCCUAUGUUUGUGGUUGCGAAAAAAGGUCUGGUCCGAAACGGAGAUCAUCCAGCUGUACUCUAUGGGUAUGGAGGCUUCAACGUCAGUCUGAUGCCAUUUUUCAGUGUGUCUCGGCUGGUGUUAGUCCAGCAUUAUGGAGCAGUAGUUGCAACUGCAAAUACCAGGGGUGGAGGAGAAUAUGGAGAGAAGUGGCACAAGGCUGGUGCUCUAGCAAAUAAACAAAACUGUUUCGAUGAUUUCAUUGCAUGUGACGAACACUUAAUAAAAGAAGGAUAUAAGCAAAAUAAAAAGUUGUGCAUUGAAGGUAAGAGUAAUGGAGGUUUGCUGGUGGCUGUCUGCAUCAAUCAGGUACCGGAUUUGUUUGGGUGUGCUUUGGCCCAUGUGGGUGUAAUGGAUAUGCUCCGAUUUCAGAAAUUUACUAUUGGUCAUGCGUGGAUUUCAGAUUAUGGUUGUGCUGAUAUUGCAGAGGAAUUCGACUGGCUGAUCAAUUAUAGCCCAUUGCAUAAUGUAAAAAGACCAUGGGAAAAUGGUACCAAGUCUAUUCAGUAUCCCGCUACCACCCUAUUUACAGCAGAUCACGAUGACCGAGUUGUUCCCUCACAUUCAUUGAAGCUUCUCGCUACAUUGCAGUAUGAACUUUGCACUAGUUUGGACAACAGCCAGCGGACAAAUCCAAUAAUAAGAAGGAUUGAAACAGGGGCUGGUCAUGGAUCUGGUCGCCCAACCAUGAAAAUUAUAGAUGAAAUGGUGGAUGCCUACUCUUUUUUUGCAAAAAUGACGGAUUCUGCUUGGAUUGAAUGACACAAUUGAUGUAUAUAGCC
This is a messenger RNA of Physcomitrium patens, 2123 nucleotides long. NCBI's taxonomy places the organism in Eukaryota, Viridiplantae, Streptophyta, Bryopsida, Funariales, Funariaceae. The record is from RefSeq and is a predicted model, not a curated record.